AUGCAUGGGUCCUCGCCGCAUCCCGUCAGCGAUCUUCCUGGACAAUCGGAUAGCCAGAAGGCGAGCGUGUGCAAAGCAUUUCCCUUCCGCGGCUUCAUAGAUGGAAUCGAGUGCCGCGCCAUCAGCAUGGAGCAAUUGCAGAGGUUCGUGGUGUUCGCUGCAUCCAAUUGUAAUACCUGGGCGCUGGGCGACCAGCCAAAGCUGUCGACCAGCGUGUUGAACUUCUUUCACUUGAACGAAUUCCUGCUGUUGCCAGCGACGGAGGAGCAGGAUUGUUCGGCUGUUGAGUUGGUCAGCGACAAAGAGCAGAGUUCGCUGGUUUUCGUAAGUCACUGGUGGGGUGAGCUGCUUCGCGACUUUACGGACUGCCUGGGAUGCUACCGCCGCGCCAAAGAACUCAAAAAGGACUCCUUCAUGUGGAUUUGUGCGUUUGCAGAAAGGCAGCAUUCUCUUCAGCGACGGCUCUCAGUGGAUGUGGAAUCUGGCUUUAUGAGACCUCUCACACGGGCUGAUCACAUCCUGCUGAUGCUCAGCGGAGAGACCGAACCCUUAUGUGGUCUCGGUCAGUUCUUCUCUCGAGCCUGGUGCCUUUUCGAGGUGUCCAAGGCGAUUGAGCUGAAGAAAGUUAUUGACUAUGCGGCUAUGACGGCAAACGGCCCAUCAGUGCUUGUGGAGAGCAUCCUUGAUCAGGUUGGGCAAAUGGAGAAGAAGACUCCGCGAUCCCAAGCCAGGAGCACCCGACUGCGGGAGACGACAUUUCCCAUUGAGGUUUUGGCAUCUGGACUCCAGCUUGACAUCCAGGCAGCCCAAACAUCUCGCGAGGCCGAUCACGAGAGAAUCCUGAAGUCCAUCGCAGGCCAUCCGCCUGACUAUGUCUUGGAGCCGGGUGACACGCGACAUUUCCAGGAGGAGUUCCGAAAGUUCAAUGCAAGACUGCGGGCGGAGCUGGCCCUGUCGGCUUGGUUUCAGGCCGUCCAGUCGCAGAUGGACUCGAAGCCCUUGGCCCGAGCAUUGAUCGGGGAUGAGACUCGCACCUCACUCAUGAAGAACUUCGCUCACUGCUCCGGGUUUGAGGAUCGCAACUUGGCGAUCCUGGCGGCCUCGCUGCCGAGUCAUCUCCGCCAUCUGGAACUCUCCUUCUGGAUGUGUACAGGGAUCGGAUCUCCCGGCCUGCGCGCUUUUUCCAAGAUCUUGCCGGCUUUGAAACAAUUGGAAACGCUCACGCUGGACUUUCAGAUGUGCACAAGGAUCGGUCAGACAGGUGUCGACGCACUAGGUCUCUGCCUGCCGGCAACCAUCGUUUCUUUAAUCCUGAAUUUCGAGCGUUCCCACAUCCGCAAUGUCCAGAUUUUGGCCAAAGGAAUCGCCAAUCUCAAGAAUCUCCGUGUCCUUGGCCUCGACUUCGGAGGCAUCGACAACGUCGAUGACCGGCAAGUGAGUGCGAUCUCCGAGUGUCUCCCCGCGCGGCUGAUCAACUUGCACCUCUCGCUGAGGGGAUGUCCUUACUUUACCACUCUGGGAGUUCACUCGCUGGUCCUGGGGCUCCCUCCGGAGAUGUCCAUGCUGUCCUUGAACUUCAGUAGCUGCGACCGCAUCAACUACGAUGCGGUGAAGUGGUUGGCGCACAAGUUACCCCGCAUGCUGAAGGUCCUCCGCGUGGACCUCUCCGAUACGCAGGUCGACGAUGCGGCCGCCAUGCUUUUGAUGCAGCGGCUCCCGUCACCUCUCCAAGGUGCCAAGAUCAGCCUUGGAAACACCAGGGUAUCUCCUUCCAUCCAAAGGGCCUGUCGCAAGCUCGAGACCAUUCGCAGCCUUCUGGUGGAUGGGGCACUGCGAUCGCAGCCAACGGAGAAGCUGACCAUCGCCAGACGUAUCCGGCGCAAGAGUUACUUGGUGGCAGCACGGACAGACUUUGCCACGGGCAGUCAUUUUGGCCAUGAAGCCCAAGCUGCAACGUUUCCGGUAGAGGAUGUUGGCAAUGCAGUGCCACAGUUUUCGCGAAAGCUAGCUCUGUGGAGCUUGCGGGAGUUGUCGUUUACAAUUCACCUAGGUAGUAUAGGGAACUAG
Messenger RNA from Symbiodinium necroappetens, 2067 nucleotides. The record is from the annotation of a GenBank genome assembly. Lineage: Eukaryota; Dinophyceae; Suessiales; Symbiodiniaceae.